Molecule: messenger RNA, 951 nt
Organism: Auanema sp. JU1783
Lineage: Eukaryota; Metazoa; Nematoda; Chromadorea; Rhabditida; Rhabditidae
Source: the annotation of a GenBank genome assembly
AUGCAGUGUGACGAUAUUACUUGGACUAUUAUACAGAAAGGACAAUGUUCUUUCAAAGCUUGGACGAAGCCGAAAAUGUUUUGUCGAAACGAGUACAAUUUGACUGGAGUUUGCAGUAGGAUUGCCUGUCCAUUAGCUAAUUCACAGUACGCCACAGUCAGAGAAGAAGAAGGAGUGUGCUAUCUAUACUUGAAAGUAGUCGAAAGGAGUCAUUAUCCACGUAGGCUUUGGGAAAAAAUUAAGUUAUCUCGCGAUAUGACCAAGGCUCUGGAACAAAUUGAUUAUCAUACUCUCCAUUGGAGUAGCUUUGUGCGUCAAAAAUGUAAAGCACGCUUGAUCAGAAUACACCAGUAUCUGAUUCGCAUGAGAAAAAUGGCUUUGAAGGGAACUGCUAAAAAAAUAAUCACAGUACCGCGUAAGGUAGAAAGAAGAGAAAAGCGAAGAGAAGAAAAGGCUCUGAUUGCUGCUAAACUUGAAAAUGCUAUCGAGAAGGAAUUGCUCGAUCGUCUGAAGCAAGGAACUUAUGGAGAUAUGUAUAAUUUCAACCAAGCGGCAUUUGAUAAGCUUAUUGAAGAAAGCGAGAAAGAGCAGAAUGUUGAAGUUGAAGAGGAAUUAGAAGAUGAGAACGGAGAGAGACAGUAUGUGGAAGACUUUGAAUCUUCGGAUGAGGAAGAUAUCGAAGAUGGACAUUGGACUCCUCCGGACACCGAUAGCGAAGAAGAAGAAUGGACAGGGAAUCAAAGCGAUGAUGACGAUGAUCAAAUGGAAGAGGAUGAAAAUGAGCGAAGUGAAGGAAGUGGUGCUGAAGAUUCGGAAGAAGAACCUCCUAAGAAAAAGAAGAAGAAAGUUAGUAAGAAAUCGGCUAAAUCGAAGGCAGUCACUAAGCGACGUCCUCAAAUUGAAAUCGAAUAUGAAGAAGAGACUGAAGCUAGACAGCAGCAAAAAGCUUAA